AUGGCUCCGACAGACAAAAACGUACAACUUGACCUUGAAAAAGGCUUAACAACUAAUGAUGAACAACAUCAAAUUAACAACCCAUUUCCAGGCCUUAAAAACAAGGCACAAUCGUUGCUUUCCAUGUUUAGAGGCAGCUUUUCGGAUAAUCCAGAUGACGUAGCAUCUUUACCCAUCGAUCCCUCGAAUUCUGGUAGCGUCGUCAAUGCGGAGGCAGUGACGACAAAGGAAGAACAAGAGAGUAAAGAUGGUAAAGAGCAGAACAAGAAUAAUAAUAAAGGAGCACGGAAAGAGAAACGUAAUAAAAAGGCUCCAAAGCCUCCAAGGCCACCAAAGGGUCCUACGUUGGAUGCUGCUGACCAUAAAUUAAUUAGGGAGUUAACCGAGUUGGCUAGGUCGAAACGGGCUAAAAUUGAGAGGAUGAGAGCCUUGAAGAAGAUGAAAGGUGCCAAGGGAACAUCUUAUAACACCACCAUAUUUCUCAUGCUCUUCACCAUCAUUUUUUGUGUCAUCAUCAUCUAUCAAGGAAUGCCAUCUCGAGAUCCACCGACAACUUCGGAAGGGACUGAAGUACCCGUAGGAGCAACGGAGGAAGGUCUAAUACCAAUUAAGUUACUUGGAAAUACUUCAAGCACACCAGAUUCUGGAUCUUCCUUGUAA
Molecule: messenger RNA, 660 nt
Organism: Hibiscus syriacus
Lineage: Eukaryota; Viridiplantae; Streptophyta; Magnoliopsida; Malvales; Malvaceae
Exons: 2
Coding region: 1-660 (219 amino acids)
Source: RefSeq, a predicted model, not a curated record